Messenger RNA from Aspergillus piperis CBS 112811, 508 nucleotides. RefSeq lists its product as uncharacterized. NCBI's taxonomy places the organism in Eukaryota, Fungi, Ascomycota, Eurotiomycetes, Eurotiales, Aspergillaceae. The coding region runs from base 97 to 498 and encodes 133 amino acids. The record is from RefSeq and is a predicted model, not a curated record. The transcript has a single exon.
GUCGGCGUGUGGAACCGGGCCAGGGACUGGGGGAAAGUAGCUGUGCGGCCAUUGGCCUGCCCUCCUCUUUUCUUUCUGCGGAUUUCAAUCGACUGGAUGGAUCAUGAAUUAUGGACUCCUCGCUUUUCCCCUUUGGUUCCCGGCCCUGGCCUCCGUCGGUAUUGCGAUGUGCGAGUAUCGCUCCCUGCACCCGUUAAUGUCCCACCGCAUCUUUGUUUCUUUUUCCACUUGAUUUUCUUCCCCUGUUCUGCAGUACUUUGUCGGUCUCUAGCCGGGCCACGAAAAGCUUAUCUCCUUGUGAGAUCAGUAGAUCCAUCCCUCAAGUGCAUCUCCUCCAUCCGUGAAGUUGUUCGCCUCAACCCACGAAAGUCGGUUACUCAGCGGGAAACGCCAUCGUUGGAUCUGGCCGCGUCAUCGAGACUGCACAUCCCAUACUGCCUGUGCCCUCCCAGUUCUUGGCACGAAUCGAAUGGUGGUUUCAGAUUGCUUGCUCAUUAGUCCAUCGCCG